Eucalyptus grandis is the source of this 1006-nucleotide messenger RNA. RefSeq lists its product as uncharacterized. The transcript is spliced from 2 exons. NCBI's taxonomy places the organism in Eukaryota, Viridiplantae, Streptophyta, Magnoliopsida, Myrtales, Myrtaceae. The coding region runs from base 142 to 726 and encodes 194 amino acids. The record is from RefSeq and is a predicted model, not a curated record. Gene Ontology annotation, molecular function: protein binding.
UUUGAAGCCCUAAGCCAGCUCCCUCCCUCCCUCCCUCCCUCCCCGGACUCCUCGAGUUCGAAUCUCCGCCGCCCUCCGCGAUCCGAUUCCAAAUCGUCGUCUUCCUCCUCCACCACCUUGAAUUUACACUGCUGCAAAAAGAUGGUGACAGAACCUUCGGAUUCGAGCAAGACGUCGAGCACUCUGAAGUUCCUCUGCAGCUACGGCGGCAAGAUCGCGCUCCGCAAGUCCGACGGCGAGCUCCGCUACGUCGGCGGCUUCACCCGGAUCCUCUCCGUCGACCGCUCCACAUCCUACGCAGAGCUGAUGGUGAAGCUGAUGGAGUUCUGCGGGUUCUCCGUCGCGCUGAGGUGCGCGCUGCCGGACGGCGACCUGGAGACUCUGAUCUCCGUGAAGUCCGACGAGGACCUGGCCAACUUGAUCGCGGAGUACGACGGGGCUUCCCUCGCCUCGCCUUCGCCCAAGAAGAUCAGAGCCGUCCUGUCCCCGCCGGAGUCGCUCAAGGUCGUGUCCCCGCCCGCGUCAUUCACGUCCAGCUUCGACCACUCCGCCCGCAGCUCCCCGACGCACGCGGCCGCCGCCGGUGGCCGCUGGCGCACCGGGAGCCGGUCCCCGCCGCUCCGUCAUCGUCCCCAGGUCAGGGCGGGGGAGCUGCGAAGCUACCCCUGCUACCUCGAGCCGAGGAAGGUCUGGGCGGGCGGCCAUUGCUGCAAGUACUGCCACUGAAACGGGAACGGGAACGGAAAGACCGAGAAGAAUCUAUGCAAGGCCCAAAAAAAGGGCAAAAAAAAAAAAAAAAAAAACAGAAAAACGACGACGAUAAAAUUAGAGAGGAUUGCACCGUUUUUACAAAAAUUUACAAUCGGGAAUGAUAAGAGUGUGAUUUGAUGAGUCUGUACAGUAUUCGUUCCCAAAGAAUUUUAUUUUCUUUGGCUCACCCCCCCAAUUUUCUCACGCGCCAUGGAUGAAAAAAACACCCCCAAGUUCUCUGCAUACGCAGACCAAA